Messenger RNA from Camelina sativa (false flax), 592 nucleotides. RefSeq lists its product as uncharacterized. Lineage: Eukaryota; Viridiplantae; Streptophyta; Magnoliopsida; Brassicales; Brassicaceae. The record is from RefSeq and is a predicted model, not a curated record.
CUCAAAACACCGUUCUCUUUCAUUCUCACCUUCAUCAUCAUCUCUCUCUCUUUCUCUUGCUUCUGUUUCUUUGAGGAGAUGAGAACUUUAAACACUCAAAGCACAAGUGGGAGAAGAAGAUGCGAUAAGUUCAAAAGUAGAAGGGCACAUGUGUUAGGCCCGUGCUGCGGAAAGGGUAGAAUCGACGGAGGGAAGAAGGUACCGGAGAAGCUCCGAGCGUUGCAGAGCCUUCUUCCUGCACCGGCGAAGCUGAGUGAGUCGGAGAAUGUAGGUGGUGGAGAGACGGAUCAGCUGUUUCAAGACACGGUGGAUUAUAUCGUCCGGCUUAGAACACAAGUCGUGGUGUUGAAGAAACUGAUCGAGAUUUACGACAACGCCUCUGAUCAGAAGAGAGAAGUUGUUUUAUAAUGUUCAUUUAUAUUUUAAAUAUUUCUUUAGUUUGAUUAUUUCAACUUUUUUUUUUCCUGUUAUGCUUAUUAUUUUUGUGAUCAAAAUGUUUUUUUUUUGUUAUGGUAGUCAUGAAUGUGUAUAAUGCGUUGAUUUCAAGAAAGAAGUAUUGAUAAAAUUGAUAACCUUGUUUUAAUUUAUAUGU